CGCCGUUGGUCGAGUAAAAGUAUUAGCAUCAGUUAUGGAUAAGAAAAAGAAAGCUAAAGGCUCUGCUAAAUCUCCAAAAUUGCUGAAGAAGGCUAUAAAGCCAACUGAUGAAACUGCUGGACAAAUAAUAAAGAAAAAGCAAGUUGAAGGAAAAACAGCUUCAAAAAUAAAAUCUCCGAAAUUGCCGGAUAAAUCUAAAAAAUCACCAAAUGAGAAAUCUGUGGAUAAAAUAGCAAAGAAAAGAAAGCCAUCGGAUGGAAAAUCGGUGGAAAAAUUAAAAAAGAAGAAGGCUAAAAUCUCUCCUUUCGAAAAAGCUUUGACUGAAAUUCAAACAUCUGAUAAUGAAGAGAAAGAAGUUACAUCUAAUGGAAUUCAGAAAAAUGGCGAAGAGAAGAAAAAUAAGAAAAACUUAAAAAGAAAGAAACUAGAAGAUGACGAUGCCACACCCACUAAAGUUGGGAAAGUUGAAUUAUCAAAGAAAGAAAGGAAGAAGCAGAGAAAAAUGGUUAAGGAUACUUAUGAAUUGAGCACCAAAAUGAAAGAAAUUUGGGAAGAACUAAGAGUAAAAACAAUUGAAGAAAACAAAAAGAAAGAAUUGUCUAAUGCCUUGUUUAAAUUAGUAAAGGGGAAAGCAAGACAGGUUAUAUUUGCUCACGAUACUGUUAGAGUUAUGCAAACUUUGAUUAAAUCGUGUUCAACUGAACAACGAGAUGAACUCUUUGAAGAGCUUAAAGAUGACAUCUUAGAAAUGAUAAGAUCCAAAUAUGCGAGAUUUUUUGUGAGGCAAAUUUUGAAAUGCGGGUCAAAAACUCAGUGCGAAUAUGUAAUUCGUUCUAUGUAUGGAAAUGUUAAGAAAUUAAUGAAACAUAAGCAAGCUUCUCAAAUUCUUGAGGUAGCAUAUAAUGAACAUGCUAAUAACCUACAACGUUCGAAUUUAGUGGAAGAAUUUUAUGGUCCAUCCUUUGCUUUAUUCAAGACAGCUGAAGCAAGAACAUUAACAGAAAUCCUAAAAGCAAACCCAGAAAAAAAAGAGUCGAUAUUGAAAAAUUUACGAGAAUGCCUCUUAGCAGUGAUUGAUAAAUCCCUUUUGGAGCAUUCGAUUGUUCAUCGUCUAUUAUCCGAAUAUAUGGAAUUUGCGGAUGAUCAGCAAAAGACAGAAAUGGGUGAAAAUCUACGAGAGCAAAUUGCUAGAAUCCUACAUACUAGAGAUGGCUCCAGAGUUGCAAUGAAUGUUAUCUGGUAUUCUUCGGCUAAAGACAGAAAGGCUAUCAUUAAAAGUUUUAAAACGUACGUUAAAAAGAUAUGUUUAGAAGAACAUGGACAUUUGGUCCUAUGCGCACUCUUUGAUGCGGUUGACGAUACAAAAAUGAUCGAAAAAGCUAUCUUAUCGGAAUUGUUCAGUUGUUUAAGCGAAAUUGUUUCGGAUGCCCAUGGCAAACAAGUCGUAUUGUAUUUGAUGGCCGCUCGCGACAAGAAAUAUUUUCAUCCUGCAGUCUCUAAAAUUCUUGAAAAGGGUGAUGGCAAUCCCUUUAGUAAGAAAGAUAUGGAUAAGAGAAGAAGCGAGUUACGGGCAGCAGUAGAGCCACAGUUAAUUGAAUACGUUAAAGAAAAUGCUGAAAAAGUGAUAACACACAACUUGGAAAACACAAUACUGCAAGCUCUACUCUUCCAUGGUGAAUUUGAUAAAAAAGCCGUAUUCAAAGCUUUGGCAGGUGUUGCUUGCAAGAAGUUUGGUUUAGAAGAGAAUCAUGUCAUUUCGGACCCUGUUGGCCAUUGGACUUUAAAACGACUUGUGUUAAAAGAACCGGGCUUUGCUAAAGUUUUGGUGGAUGAGGCUAAAGAAAAGAAAUUACAAUCAUGGAGUCUUUGUAAUAGAGGUUGUUUUGUUUUGCUUGCAUUGUUAGAGCAAGAGGAUGCCAACAUUAAGGAAUUUGUUAAAGAGGCCCUCAAUCCUGUAAAAAAUAAUCUUAAAAAAGAAAAGUUUCCUGGAGCUAAAAUUUUAGCCAAAAAUAUAUAACUCUUAAUUUCCAUAAUUGUAACAAGUGUUCUUUAUGCUAUUGUAGAGCCAGUAAAAUUGUACUAUGAAGUUCGGUACAUUUAUGAAAAAUGACUUUGACAAUAAAAUAAUACAACUAAGACCGAAUGAUCUAAUGAUCUUUGUUAAUUGUCGUUUAUCUCAAACUAACUCACUUUUCAAUAAAUCAUUAAUUAUUUAUAAACAAAGAGACAUAUAAUUCAUUUCAUUCUAACUAAUCUACUGAUGGACAAUGAAAUAUUGAGAUAUCUCUACAAAUAGGUAUAUGUAUUAUGAUCAAUCUAAAAAAGUUACGAUGAGAAUAUGAGUUUAUGAGUUAAUAUGAGAAUGAUGAUGAAUUAAAAAAGGCAGUAAAGGCUUUUUUCAGGUCCAAACCGCCCUUAUACUUCGCCAAAGGAAAUGAUAUGCUUCCCGCCAGGUUGCAAACAUGCAUUGACAAUAAUGGGCAACUUGAAGCUAUAUAGACAUACCUAAGACAUUAAUAAAUAUAUAUGAAUAAAUAGAUUAUGUAAUUUUUUUCUUUUUUUAGCUGUAAGACACAAAGUGGAUAGCCUUUUCAGAUUGAUCCUAAUAUCUUAUAUCUGUUAUUCAUUAAUUUGCUGAUAUCUAUCAUAUCAAGCAUAUUGUCCCUGUAUUAACUCUGCACUAAAAUCUUUCUCAACUUCUUUAAUAGAAGCGUAGUUGUCCCAAAUCUGACAUAUUAUCUCAGAUGUUACAACAUCUUCCGAAUUUUCAGAAAUUAUCUUCAAGAUAAAUUCUCCGUCUCUGCAUAAAUAUCUUUUGAAAUCUCUAAUAUCUAAACUUCCUCUUAGUUUCGAUUUGAGAUUUUCCCUUAGAAAUCUGUCAUUGUUGGUAAUAUAACGGAAAAAUUGUUGAACAGAUGCCAAAAAAGUGAUAACAGAUACAAAAAGUAGCCAAACCCAUAAUAUAUGGAAUAUAAUGAAAUUCCAUUCAUUUAUUGCUAAUCUGCAUUCCAAUAUAUGCCUAUGAAUCCUACUCAACAUUCUUACAUUGUAUUCGCACGUAAUUGAUCUUGGAAAAUAUUCAUUCAUCGUUAGAUUAUAAUCGUUAGCUAUCUUUUGAUAUCUAUGUUUGAAGAUACCCCAAUUAAACAUCAUCCCAAAUAGUACCAUUUGUCCAAUCCCGUUUAAAAGAUACAUCUUUCUAACAAAUCCAUAGACUGUUGGAAGAAGACUAGAAUUCUUUUGAAGUACUUUUGAAGAUAUAAUUUGAAGUUUCUUUUUUCGAGUAUCAUUCUCUUCUGUAUAAGCUAGAUUUUCGGCAGAAUUAACAAUUUGAUCUAGAUUUGUACCGUAAACUCUAUAGAAACAUUUCCAAACAAUACUAGGAGAGUAGGAAACGAAAGCUUGUAAGAGAAGUAUCAGGGAAAACCAUUUAAAGUAGUUAUUAAUGGUUUUUUUAUUACCAUGUUUUGUUGGUAUAGCACUGUCUGAACGGAAAUAAUAACUAUCUGUAUAUAGACAUGCAGCUUGACCAUGUUGUUCGUGUGAAUUCGUAAAUUGACUGGGAAAACGACAUUGAAUUCCUUUUCCAGAAACUUGAAUAUAAACAACAAAUAAUGAUGCUAAAAUGAAGAUAAUAACGGUAUAUUUUCUCGAAAGUUUAUCAACUAUUCCAUCGUCUUUAGAAAAGUUGAAAAUACUGAAAUGGAACCGUCUCGCAACCAUUUUUUAGAAAAAGUACGUUGUGUUAUAAAUGUAUAGAGCUUUUAUACGGAAAUUUCGCAAU
Messenger RNA from Dimorphilus gyrociliatus, 3784 nucleotides. NCBI's taxonomy places the organism in Eukaryota, Metazoa, Annelida, Polychaeta, Dinophilidae. The record is from the annotation of a GenBank genome assembly.